Messenger RNA from Zygosaccharomyces rouxii, 1278 nucleotides. RefSeq names its product Hfl1p (gene HFL1). Gene Ontology annotation, biological process: transport. The transcript has a single exon. Lineage: Eukaryota; Fungi; Ascomycota; Saccharomycetes; Saccharomycetales; Saccharomycetaceae. The record is from RefSeq and is a predicted model, not a curated record. Gene Ontology annotation, molecular function: transporter activity. The coding region runs from base 1 to 1278 and encodes 425 amino acids.
AUGCUAGAGGCUGUCCAACUGCCCUGGUGGUGGCAGGAGCUCUCUGAAGUGUCUACGGUAGCCUCUCUGGCAAUAACCGUAUAUGCUAUUACUAUGCACCUUCUCAAUUACAGAAAACCAUAUGAACAAAGACUGGUGGUGAGGAUUCAGCUGAUUGUGCCUGUAUUUGCCUUCACGAGUCUUGUGGCCAUCAAAUCACCUGAAUUCUGUCAGAUUUACUUGGAUCCAGUUAGAGAAGUCUACGAAGCAUUCGUGAUCUAUACGUUCUUUUCACUGUUAGUUUUGGUACUUGGAGGUGAACAUCGAAUAAUUACAGAGAUAUGUUUGACUCAUAGACCGUCUACACAUGCGAUCCCUUUUUUAGGUCAAUAUUUGGGCAAGAUUGAUUUAUCGUAUCCGGAGGAUUUCCUUAUGGUGAAAAGAGGCAUAUUACAAUACGUUUGGUUCAAGCCCUUUUAUUGCAUUGGUAACUUAUUAUGUUUGAUUUACGAUUUCCCCAAUUUAAAUUUUGCACUGGUAAUAACUUACAACAUUUCAGUUACAUGGUCACUUUAUAAUUUAGCCGUAUUUUGGAGAUGUCUUUACAAGGAUUUGAGACCUUUCAAUCCAUGGGGUAAAUUUUUAUGUGUUAAAGUUGUAAUAUUUGCGUCUUAUUGGCAAUCAAUGGUUAUUAUGAUUUUAGAUUCAAGAGAUAUUCUUAAUGGCGGUAGCGCUGGAUUUGUCUACCAAAAUGGUUUAUUGUGCGUAGAGAUGAUUGUAUUUGCUAUUUUACAUCUAAUUACAUUCCCCUGGAACGAAUAUUCCCCUUCUAUGAUGCCAGAGUGUGGUAGAAUGAAUUAUAUUUAUGCAAUUAGAGAUUGCUUUGGUGGGCGUGAUUUGAAAUGGGAUUUUGGCCAAACUAUGAGGGGCCAUUCCUAUUAUAACUGUAGGAAUUUUGAUCCUACAGCUGAAAGCGCAUUAAUUGCGAAAGCAGACGCAGAUUCUAGAUUACGUAGGAUCACACAGGGAUUGAGGUUUGAAAACCAAGGUCAGGGUAGACAUUGGAUUGGAUAUGGUAGUACAGACGAUAAUAGUAGCUGUAGUAUUAGGAGUGAAAGGAGUGAAAGGGGACGAUCACCACUGAGAGAAGAACCAUGGGAUGAUUCUAUUGCAACUCACAAGUAUUUACCGACAGAUCCAAAUUAUCCGGUUUCUGCUGAUUUAUCUACAAGGCAUCGUAAUAGUCGAAGCAUGAGAGAUUUAAGAAGGGAUAUCAAUAGCAGAGCCUCUGUAAUAUGA